GCCCACGCCCAUCCAUUCCAAGCCCGCCCGUUCUCAAGCCUUGGUCCUCUUGUAACCCUGCUAUUUGGGACUUUGUGUCUGCGUGCGGCAAGACAAGCCCAGGCGGCUCUCCAGGCUAUCCCAGCGAACAGCAGUUGUCGAGGUUACCGAGUCCAGCGCCAUAAAGCGCGUUAAGCCGACAAACUGGAGUCCGCAGUAGCAGCCAUGUUUGUCCUCCCUCCACCGCCGAGGUAUCCAAGCCAGGCGGGAUACGGACUCGUCCCUGGUUAUGUUGCGCCCAUGAUAGAGACCAACAAUAUCCUGUCGCACCCUUCAGGGCCCGAAUACCAGUUCCUGGUCGGAGAGGGCCUGUACACGCUCAAGGAAGACCUGCAUCUUGCAACCCCCCCACCACAUCCAUCCGAAGCUCCAGUCAUCAAUCCGAAUCCUCUCGCGACGACCCCUCAACCUGCCACUGCCGGCACCAGCCUCUCCGUUGUCAAUCUCGAGAUACGCCCGCCACCGCCAGGCUUGUUUAGGGUCGCUUCUCGAGCAAAUGGGGUCCAGCAGAUUAUCCAAGAACAUCCAGAUGAAAGCCGGUCGUCUUCCGGGGUGCGUGGGAGCAGCGAGGGUGCCCGCGCCGCUUCUAGCGAUGCCGGCGCUAUCUUCUCCAAUACGCCUGCAUUUGGCGAGGGAAACACACUUCUGGCUCAAACAAACUCAAAGGACAACAAUAAACGAAAAAAGCCCAAGAACAGCAUGACAAAAAGCAACUCUUCGUUUAUUUCCCGUGUUAUAGUCCACGAGUCUCUACACAAGAGGCUAAAUGAUCGACCAACCGACGGCCUAUUCGCGUUUGCCAACAUCAACCGAGCUUUUCAGUGGCUGGAUCUCUCUUCAUCCUCCAAGGCCGACUACUUGACCAAAAUUCUCUUUACCAAAGCGCAUUGUCUCUGCCACGAUGUUAACAGGCUAACCAAGACCUCGUCACACAUUGAUGUGAUUAUGGGCUUUUCGACUGGUGAAAUAAUUUGGUGGGAACCCAUAUCACAACGGUACACUCGUCUAAACAAAAGGGGCCUUAUCAACAAGACACCGGUCUCCAUGAUCCAAUGGAUCCCUGGAUCGGAAAACCUCUUCCUGGCAGCGCAUAUGGACGGAACAUUAGUCGUGUACGAUAAAGAGAAGGAGGAUGCCACUUUCUCACCGGAAGACGAGGCCGCCACUCGCGCCAGCGGGGAGAGCAAUGGUGUUCCCAACGGCGUCAAGGGUGGCAACUACACCAGCCAGAUCCACGUCCACAAAUCUGUUCACUCAAAGAACCAGAAGGCGAAUCCAGUGGCUGUUUGGAAGCUUUCAAACCAUCGCAUCAACGCAUUCGCCUUCUCUCCUGACCAUCGGCAUCUCGCCGUAGUUUCAGAAGACGGCACGUUGAGGAUAAUUGAUUAUCUGAAGGAAGAGCUGAUUGACCUGUUUUACUCUUAUUACGGCGGCUUAAUGUGUGUUUGUUGGUCGCCCGAUGGCAAGUACGUCCUUACUGGUGGUCAGGAUGACCUAAUUUCUAUCUGGUGUAUCUCCGAAUCUGCCCUCAUCGCCAGGUGCCAAGGCCAUCAUUCGUGGGUGACCUCGGUAGCCUUUGACCCCUGGCAGUAUGACGGAAAAAACUACCGGUUUGGUAGUGUUGGCGAGGACUGUCGGUUGUGCUUGUGGGAUUUCAGUGUCGGCAUGUUGCACCGACCCAAAGCUGCAUCAGUACGACAGAGAGGAUCUUCCUUUUCAUCCCGUUUCGCAUCUCUCCAGCGGGCCGAAACGCAGAAUACAACGACUAGUAAUCGUCUGCGAUCGGAUUCAAACUUGUCGAGUUCGGGAGACGCGCCUGCUGAGGAGACACCUGUGCCUACCACUCCAAAGCAGGUUGAACCGCACCCCGUGGAGCCGAGGGCAAGAACGGCCAUGUUACCCCCUGUUUUGAGUAAAAUCGUCGAUGACGACCCGCUUUGUUGGCUUGGCUUUACCAAGGACGGGAUCGUGACGAGUUGCAAGUCUGGUCACGUCCGAACAUGGAACCGUCCAUCAGACGACUCAUCCACCCCGUCUCAGUCUCAACAUGGAGAUGAUAACUAGGAGAUAUCAUCCUAUGUGCUCUUACGAUGAAGCCUCCCUUCAUCCUCCCUU
This is a messenger RNA of Neurospora tetraspora, 2154 nucleotides long. RefSeq names its product WD40-repeat-containing domain protein. Gene Ontology annotation, cellular component: cell tip; cell division site; nucleus. The transcript is spliced from 7 exons. The coding region runs from base 205 to 2103 and encodes 632 amino acids. NCBI's taxonomy places the organism in Eukaryota, Fungi, Ascomycota, Sordariomycetes, Sordariales, Sordariaceae. Gene Ontology annotation, biological process: carbon catabolite repression of transcription. Gene Ontology annotation, molecular function: protein binding. The record is from RefSeq and is a predicted model, not a curated record.